Bemisia tabaci is the source of this 6401-nucleotide messenger RNA. RefSeq lists its product as uncharacterized. The record is from RefSeq and is a predicted model, not a curated record. Lineage: Eukaryota; Metazoa; Arthropoda; Insecta; Hemiptera; Aleyrodidae.
UGUGAAUUUAUCACGAUAGAGCAGCGCCAAGCCGGACUGCAGUAUCAGGCCGGACCAGUCGCAUGCACGGUCUACCCUAAACCACUCUCAGAUUACCUGUUCCUCUUUCGCGCGAUCCUUUUCGCUCGCUCGUUCCGCACCCCGUUUGUGACAUGUGACAUUUUUUUUACUAGAUUUUACAUUUUACGUUUUUUACUCCCAUUGAUAUCGAUAACGAACCCGGUAUACGGUUGUGCCGUUUUUAGCUCUCGAUCUUUUUUAGCAAAUUUGUAAUAUUUUUUGUCCCUUUUCAAAAUGUGUCGGUCGGAAAGUUUAAGUUCGCAAAGUGCGUCCACUGACAGUAGUGAUCGUGUUUUUGUCAUUGAGACAAGUACAGCUUCGGAUUCUUCUAGCAGUUCUUUAUUAUCCUCGAUCUGUGAACGAUGUUCCAGUAGUUUUAGCAGAAAAAGUUAUUCGUGGAGUAGAGCUAUUAGAAAAUUCAAUCGGUUCGUGGCGCUAGGAGUGUUCUUACUGAGUCUAGUUAGGAUCCCCUCUUGUACGAGCACACCUAUCAUCCGACGAAACACGAACACGAUGGAGAAGCAGAACAACGCGCUGGCGCAAAGGCCCCUGUGGGUGAACCCGUGCGGCUACGGCACCGACGAGACGGACACCGAGCCGGAGCCCUACGCCCAGACCGAGGAAACUCGCAUGCUCCAGAGCAUCAUCCUCACCGCCAAAAACGCCCUCAGUCACGCCAAGCAGUUCAGAGACAAUUACGUCAAAAAGACGUUCAAUGUGGAUUUCGAACCUCAUCAUGACGCAUGGAAGUCGCAUGUUUACUCGUGGCUUCCGACAAAACGUGACAUCCCGAAGACGAUUGGAGAGAAGCUUGAGAUGGGAUACUUGCUUACUCUCGAGCUCGAUUCUACCCUACAAAAUACAUACGUGUAUUUGCAAAAAGUCGCCGUAGGUCUUGAGCAAGUUGUCUGGGAUCAGCAUGAUUCAAAUAGUAUUUUCAAGAAUGAAUUCCAGACUGCCGAAUAUGAGCUCAGAGCGGUUUUAUGCGAAAUCCAAAUUGCUAUGUACGAGCAGAAUAUUCACCAUAUCCCUGAUGUCCAGAGGGACAUUAUGACGGAUGACUUCAGGAAAAUGAUGAACUCCUCUUAUCGAGACCUGAGGGAUUGGUUCAUUUUCCGGGACUACAUGAACGCUUUGGAGUAUGUGACAGAGGUGUUCGAACACUUCAAGCAGAAGAUCGAACUCAACGCAACUGCACCCAGUGCAAAGUAAACACGAUUGGAAUAAAAAUCUCACAACUCUAAUGGUGCAAAAUUUUGGGGCCCCGAACUGCAAAUCCCCGGCAACGGGCCCGAAACAUAGAGAACCCGGCGUUUUUCAAAUUGGUGCUUAAUUUAUUUGUAUGUAGUGUAAAUACGGCCCUUAACUUAUUCCAUCUUAAUUUAUUCGUGUACAAAUUGUAAACUAUUGACAGUAUUUAUUUACUAUAUUAGGAUCGACAUUCGGUGAAUUUAAUUUAACGGUUUGGCAGGGUCUUUCCAAAUGUCAAUGUUUUAGUGUUUUCGUUUUUAAGGUUUUGAUCUUAUCAGACUUAUCUGAGACUUAAUUAGUUUUUUUCUUUUUUAUAUCAGUUCAUAAUCGAGGGUAAAGACUAUCUCGUCACCACGUUGGACGAUAAUACGAACGUAGGAGUCAUGGUGACAACAAUGUGAUGUUUACCCUCACAAGACUGUGCUGGCAUGAUUACUAGCAUUUUUAAUUUUAGUAAAUGAUUACUUCUCUUAAAUAAUAUUAUAAACUAGGGUAAAUGUUCCUGUAAGGCGGAACGAUACACAUCAAUUUGAAAGUUAAAAGUUUUAUUUGAUGUUUAUCGAACGCGAUUUUUAAAAGUAUUACUUACAGAGCGUGAAGAGUCUCAUGAUUUUAAGUUAUCAAACCCAGAUAUUUUAAGUCCAGUCCGCUUCAAAACGACUGAUUAUGCAGACUUUUUUGGUUUGGUAUCAGAUUUUUGUUUUAAUUUUUUUUUUUUUUUAACUUUCACAUCAAUACUCAGGUAGGUUUAUAGAGUAAUUUCAAGCACAAUAUCUGCAAGUAAAUCUUCGAAACUUCAUCUGGCUCUUCUUUUAGUUCUUUUGUACUUUUGAAAAUAUUUUGCAAUUUUACGGUCUCUAGUUGUUUACAUGAGAUAUUGAGUCCGUCGGUCUAAAAUUAUCAGUAAGUCCUGGCCGUAAUUUAACCAUAGUUUCGGCCAGUAAUGAUAUAUACCCGGUAAAAAUCCGGAAUUGUCUAAGAUGUACAAUUUUAUACACACAUACCAUUUUUCAAUUUUUUAUCCGUAACACUUAAUCUAAUCUUUUAAAGCCGUCUUAAAGUUUCGGCGUUUAUUGACGUGACAGCGGGCUAUGUGGCUGUUAAAAAGAGCGAAAUCACAAAAUGUCUGUAUUUAGGUAAAUCAGUUAGGUACAUGAUGAGUGUCGUGUAAUUCAAGGUUAAUUCCUUGGAAAAAAAGACAUCUUCCGGUGCGGAUCGGAGGACUUUUGUAGCUAUUCAAAAAUAACAUAUUAAUGUAUACAGUAAAUCAAAGCAACCCUCGUGAUGAGACACCUCAGAUAAAUGGACGGAUUUCUGCCAAACGAACUACGUGCAUUAAGACAUGAGCCCUGAGACCCGUAAGAAUAUACGCAUAACGAGGCUCACGUCAUAAUGUACAUAGUUCCGUUUGGCAGAAAUACGUCCAAAAACAGCUAAUUGGUGAUUUCCUCCCGAAUUCUAAAUUCAGUAGCCUUUGAAUGUUGUGCACGGCAAACUAUGAAUUUGUAUAAGAGUUAUGAUGAGCAAAAUACUAUAUUUUACCAUAUCACUUUUUGGAGCAUCCAGCAUGCCAAUGCAACUUGAUAGCAGCGCGACCUUAUCCACGUCUGCCGAUACAAGUAUAUGAUUUCAUUCAAUUUUUGCUUGGCAAUAUAAAGCAAGUUGGCGAGUGUCUCUUAUUGUCUUCAAUAUGUUCUUUAAGUAAUAUGUGUUUGUACUUGUCGAAUUAAGAAGUUGAAUAUCAAUGUUUCCUCUUUGUUUUCACGUAUUUCUUGGAUUAUAUCUUGGCACAGCUACUAACUUGAAAGAAAUUUUCAGUCUUAAAUUAAAUGAAAAAUGUUUUUAAAAAAAUACUAAAAGUCGAACAAAAUAAUUUAAUAUUGCUUGUAUUCAGUGCCAACACGUAAUAGAGUGUAUAAUAAUAAGUAAGGCUUCUCUAUGUCCAUGCCAUAUUCAGUAAGUGUAAACAAGAAAUUGCCACCACUCUUGCCAGUACUUAAAGACUGUUUCGAUGGUGCAUGUGAAAAACAUGCUCAGCGCACUGCACAUACCGAAUUCCCAACACAUUUUUUUUUUUUUUGCGAUGCACUGAAACUGUUUUCAAUUCGUAAACUAUUGCUUAUUUUCUAUUAAUCAUCCCAAAUUUUCAUACAGAAAUAUACAUCAGAUUUUUUAAAGGAGAUCAAUAAUAAUAGUAUGAUAAAUCAUAAUAAAAGCAAGAAUUGUUUGAUACGACUUAAGUAUAUCUUCCUAGUUUUGCCAUCGAUUCAGUUUUAAAGUAAAGGUAUACCGAAAUAUGUGAAUACCCUUCUCUUUUUCUUUCAGUGACUUUUUCUCAUUUUUUACAAAAUAAUGUUUUUUUAGGAUUCAAUUUUAUUUUAAGUUGGACUGACACAUAUAUUGUUAUGUUGUUUCUAAAUUAUUUUCAUGACAUUACUAUAAUGUCAUUCUCUUAUCGUCAUUAAAUUAUAAGCAUUAGAAUAUUUUCAUCAACAAUUUGAAUCAAUCUGGUCUGAGAUGAAAUACGCAAUUCAAAGCACUUUCAUUUACGUUAAAAGACGCGCUCGAUCUGCUACGGCUCCAUCUAGCUAAAAAAUAUAGAUACAUGGUUUUUCUAAAAGAAAAAAAAAUCUGAUACAUUUUUUCACUUCAGUUACGGGCAAUUAUUCAGGGCAUUACUGACAACGAAUCUUAAAUGUCAAAAUAUUUUUGUUACUACCUAGGUUAAGUUCAAAUUACGGUGAUGGUAUCUACUAACCUAGGUUCACCCCCUUAACAAGUUUUUUUCUUCCUUUUUAUUUCGUUUCUCCUAAUAUUUACAUGUCCAUUUUAACGUUAAAGAGAAUUGUAUGUGCUCAAUUUUGAAAAUUGUAAAUUGUGCCUCUAUGACUGCAGGGCUGAUCUACUUUCUUUCAACAGACGAAAGAUAAAAAGUAAGAAAAAUGUAAAGCAGAAAACAUUUCUUAUAGUAAGUGCGGAGGUGCUUUAAAAUUCCUCAUUCGCCAAAGUGUGCUUGCAAUAUUACAGACAUUUUUCGACUUUAUCGAUCAAAAUGUGCAUCACCUCUAUUCCCCAGCGAGGGAGCUUGCGUUCUAAAACUAUUUCUUUUUGCCUGAUGAUUCUGAUAACAUUUAACAAUAUCCAACCCGAAUAUUUUUAGUUAUUGUAAAUAAAAACAUUAGUACAUUCAUAAGAGUGUAUUCUUGUACAUGUGUCGUUAGAAAUGCUCUUCUAACGUCUUGGCUGUGAAUGACUUAGUAUUAAGUAUGAUCUGCAAUUGAAGUUUCUGCUAAAUAUGUUGGUGUGAUGUUUGUGAAACACAAUAGUAGUAAGUAGUUAAAUCAAAAUAAUGUACAUGAGAGCAGAUUCAAUUAACUUAAUGUCCUGAUAAUUAUCGAUUAUUUCGAUUAGUUAAUUUUGAAAAUAAAAUCCGUCAGUUUUUGUCUCUGAAACAGUCAAUGAUAGUAACUAAUGAUGUUUUAACAAUGAAGGUAAUCAAAAUCACGUCUAGUACUUAUCUUUUUUUAAUAUUAUUGAUUUUAAUUUUUUCUUAACUGAAUUCAGCAUGUAAUCAAAACAUUGAAAAGGUAAUCAAAAAUCAUUCGAUCUUCGCUAAUUAAAAUUCCGGGAUCGAUCUGUUGAGCUACAUUCACAAUUGGGAACUGCUACUUUGGGCUCAUUCAUAAAGCACCUGAGUACAUGAGGAUACUUAUAGUACACAUGUUUUUUUCUUUAAUGAACCAGAUAUAGUGGUUCCUUUUUGUAUAAUGCAGCUCAGUUGUGAUUCCAAAUUGAGUCAUUGGAACCUCUAGUCUAUUAUUAUGCGAUGUAAUUUCUGGUAUCCAGUAUUGAAGAAAAAAUAAUCAUAUCUUUUUUUAAUUUUUACAUUGUCAAUCUGACUCAAACUUACAAGAACGCUGUUACAGCAGAAUGAUUACAGACAUAUAUUCUGAAAGAUCGAAGUUUUCAUAAUUUCAUCUACGUUGUCUUCUCAGGCCUGUCAAUUAGACUGAGCAAUACCCCAAUUUCACUGAAGAAACGCAUGUGCCGCCUAAUGCAGCUAUAAAUUUUCUUUGAUAUUUUCUACUGAACUCUUUUUUGCACGGAGAUAGCUAACAACGAAAAAUAAAAAUCAUUUAAGAUUCUGCAAUACUGAAUUAAUGCUCUGCUAAAAGCAAAUAAUUCCUUUUACAUGUCAAUGAUUUAGUUAUUUCUCUACUAUAAUAUCAUAUGAUCAGAACUAAAUUACUGCAUAUAUCUCUGACGGCCCAAUCGAAGGCGAGAUUUGACAACAAUGCCUCCUGGGUUACUGUUUCCUACACCUAGACAAGAAGGAUGAAAAUUAAACAGCUACGACUAUUUUUAUACGUAUAACGAAUUUCUAUUUAUUGUGUAAAUAUCUAUUUUUAUACCUUUUGUACAGAAAUUUUCCUAUUGCUGUAAGUUAAUGCAUGUGCAAAGCCAAAGAUAAAAUGUUGUAAUGUUAAUAAUAAAUUGAAAAAAACAUUAUUCCUAACAUAUAUGUUGAAUUUUUUGCAAACCCGGCAGACAAUGCACUCGGAAGUCUUGAAAAGGAAGAAGAAAGAAAGUCUGAGGUUAAUAUCUUAAUUUCGCCUUCGGAAAAAAUUCAAAAACCGUCGCAACCUAGCACGAUACUUUUUAACACAGAAAUUUCAAAAUGCUCGUAAUUUGCAAAUAAAGAACCACCAAGCCUAAAAUUAGUGACCUUUCAGUCAUUUCUAUUCUUCUUCCUCUUCCACACACUCGUACUCCAUAAGGAGCAGAAUUCAAGGAAUGCAAACCCGCGUUAACUUUGCUAUUUAAGAUUAUUUUAUUCAAAAAAUAUGUAAAAAUUACUGUUGUAAAAGUCAUGCUCUUAAAAAUCUAAUGAGUCAGGUAGACAUCUUGAAACGAGUGAAAUAUUAGAAACAAUCUCCAUGGUAUCGAGUAGUAUUAUAUUAUCUGCAAAUUCUAUCAUACAUGUUUUUAUUGGUGUUUUCUUGAUGUUGACUGUGUUGCAAAAAUGUAUGUGUUAUUCGGAAUAUGUCAAUAGAAAAUAAAAUAAAAAAAUCUUCAAUUUAAAACAAAAA